This is a messenger RNA of Saccostrea cuccullata (small rock oyster), 996 nucleotides long. RefSeq lists its product as uncharacterized. The coding region runs from base 1 to 996 and encodes 331 amino acids. NCBI's taxonomy places the organism in Eukaryota, Metazoa, Mollusca, Bivalvia, Ostreida, Ostreidae. The transcript has a single exon. The record is from RefSeq and is a predicted model, not a curated record.
AUGGAUGAAAAUCAUUUGAAUCAACUCUCCCUUUUUGAAUCCCCUCCCACCGACACAACCAUUCAAACGAGAGAAUGGGUGGAAUUUAGACCUAUCAAUCAAAUAUCAGAGUACUCUGCUUUGGAAUUUAACAUACCACCACUCUCUACGGGUUACAUGGAUCUUAAAAAUAGUCGGCUAAAGGUCAAAUUGAGAAUACUGAAUUCCUUGAACAAUCCCAUCACAAAAGAGGAUGCUGUGGGUUUGACGAAUCUACCUUUACAUACCAUAUUUGCUCAGGUAGACACCAGUCUCCAGCAAACCCCUGUAUCUCAACUGGGCACAAAUUAUCCCUACAAGGCCUACAUCGACACCCUGUUGACUACCUCCGCCUAUAACUACGGAGUGCGAUAUUCUCAACUUUUCAUUAAGGACUCCAACAAUCCCGACGAUGCCGAUCCUAUCAAGGGCCUGAAUUCAGGAUUGUACCUACGAUAUUUAUUUACUAAAGAAGGCCAAAUACUAGAUUUGGAAGGCCCCCUGCAGAUUGAUCUCUUCCAACAGGAACGUUUAAUUUUGAAUGGAGUAUCACUUUCGCUAAAAUUAUGGCCCAGUAAAGAUGCCUUUAAACUGAUGUCAGUGUCAGGUUUAGAUUACAAAGUUCAGAUUGUCGAUGCCAGUUUUAAGCUAUGUAUCCAAAGGCCGAAUCCUGCUCUGACCAUGGCUCAUGUCAAAAUGUUAGAAAAAUCUCCUGCCGUGUAUCCUUACCUGUUUUCUAAUCUAAAAAUAGCCUCCAUUGCCAAGGGAGAGUUCAGUUUUACCAUGGACGACGUGUUUCAAGGGGAAGUUCCCUCCACGCUCAUUCUGGGACUGGUAUCUAGCAGUGCUUUUAGUGGAGAUUAUAAGAAGUCACCCUAUAACUUUCAACAUUUUGAUUGUAAUUUUGUAGCUUUCUACGUGGACGGACAGUCCUUUCCCGCAAAACCUCUACAACCUAACUAUAAAACCGAUACUUAA